AUGGCUCUCAGAGAAUCUGGAUUCAAGCAUUUAGAACGAGUAAUUGAUCUUACAUGCACACCGUCCCCGGCGGCCAAAACAGUGACUGGCAUUCCUAUAAUCCAACCAGUUACGUCGCCUUCCGGGACUACAAGAACCACAAAGGCCGCACAAUCUGGCUAUGGGAGCAGAUCACAGCUCGAUACGGAUCCAACAUCUAGGUUUCGUCUGCCCGCGUUCUACCAGGGAAUCGAGAGAGCUAUCCGUACCGUCGAUCCGGGUCAUAUUUUCUGGCUGGAUGGGAAUACCUUUGCUAUGGAAUGGAGGGGGUUUGAUCGGUUUCUUCCGAAUUGUGUAUACUCAAUGCAUGAUUACUCGAGUAUGGCUUCUCCACUGGGGAAUGAUACAAAGGAACCCCCGGAACUAAAGGUCCAAAUCGAACGACAGAACCCGCGCAAAGGAGCCUUCAUGAACCACCACGACACAGCGAUCUUGAACGGCGAAUUCGGUCCUGUAUAA
Aspergillus tanneri is the source of this 498-nucleotide messenger RNA. RefSeq lists its product as uncharacterized. The record is from RefSeq and is a predicted model, not a curated record. Bases 1 to 498 code for a protein of 165 amino acids. The transcript has 3 exons. Lineage: Eukaryota; Fungi; Ascomycota; Eurotiomycetes; Eurotiales; Aspergillaceae.